AGAUAACAGUGGAUGAGCGCAGACUAAUGCUUUUACCCAAAUCACUUUUUUUUAAUUUUUAUCUGCCCUAUCUAGUACUGCCUAAAAAUCACUAAUCCGAUGCUCGCAUUGUGAACAAAAGUAACAAUUGAGUCGGGCGAUAGAGUAAAGGAUCAAGAACAAAUUGCCUGACUGGGUUCUCAUCACUCUUCCAUGUUACUUAGCUUAUCGCCCAAGAACCUAUCUACUGCUCUUAAACCUUAAUGUUAUAGAUGAAACUAAAUAUGGCGCGCUAAAUCUGAUAUGUUUGCAAAUCGUCGAGGCAGGUCCGGUGGUAAGCCAACCAUUAAAACAUUUAACUAUCGCGUUAUACAACGACAAGGUUAUCGAGCCGUCGUAAAGUACGCAGAGCAAAAUUCUCGGCACGAUCUUUUCUUGAAACAUACCGCGCGCGGUCCUCAUACGGUAAGAAACGAACAUUUUUAUUGUUUGAAUAUUUUACUACGACGCUGCAAUUCUUACCUAGCCACUCAACACACUAUUAACAGCCAAUAAACAAAUAAAACAAAUCGAAUAUUUAGUGGUUUAAAUAAUACCCCUGAACAGCAAGACAAAAGGCUCCUGCCGAGAAGUAAGCUAUAGAAUAAAUAGACAUUUGUGGAUCAACUCGUGGCCCAAUAUCAGGCUUCUGUGUAUUUGUUUUCUCAUAAAUACAAGUGAUUAAGAGAAAAAAUUACUCGCUUUGGAAAAUAGGGUAAAUAACAGCAUGGCAUAAUCACUCUUGCAAAGAAUAGGCCACUAACAGCGCCCGGGUUGUUCUAUUCAGGAUUUGGCUAGGCCAAUUGUUGUUUAAGUCUCCUCAAUUGGUCCAUCAUCAAUCAGUCAUCUCUCGACUGUCAGUGAUAAUGAGUUAAUACCUCUUAAGCGAAACGGCCCUUGGAAGAAUUCAAUUCAGCGAUGGCUUACUGACUCAUUAGCAUCUGAUUAUUGCCGCAUCUGGACUCACUUAAGCCAAUAAAGCAGUCAUCAGAUCAAUUUUGAUCGCAGUAGAAAUACCCAAAAUCAUCUCGCAUCACCUCGGGUCCUUCAAACAGCCUAAGUGUUGGUUUUAUCGGGCAGAGAAACGAAUAAAGCCUGUUGUUAUUGUCGUGUGUGGUGAGUUAUCACAGGGCUCUCACUAGAGGUUCGUUCAGGCCAAAGCUUUACUUAUCUGCAUCCUCACCUAUCAAUCAUACCAUUGUUAUGGAGAUGUGUCUCUCGGGUAAGGCAUCAAGCUGUCCUUGCAGCCACAAAUUCAAAACAUUUACAAAAACCAACUAUGUUUGGUAGUGAGUAUCCGGCCCCCGAUGAUAAGCGAAUUCUAGACAACUUCGCUUUUAAUUCAAACGUCUUCUUAUCGAGUGCUAAAAAGGGGCGUGAGAAAAAAGCGCCAAAGGCGUAAUACGUACUAGACCUGAUAACGUUCCAGGCGAGAAAACCUUCGUUUUGACAAGGCCUUGGACAAAUACCCCACUUGUGUCGAGAAGAAGGUAUACUGGCAGGGUCUCGGGUGAUUGUCAUGCAAUACACAGCGCGUAAUUGCUGAAUUGUGUACCGUUUGGCCAAUUGAAAAAGGCUAAACAUGGACACACUUAGAGUGGAAACGUGUCUAGGGCUAAUUGAUAGCAACUAACAGCCAAUCACAGUGGGUUUUAUCAGUUUUCCCGGUUGUUUGCAAAGAAGGGGGCGGGGAAGUGCAUUUUAGCUUUCUCACGGUCCCAUUAGAUGUAUUGCUCGUCCAAUCAGCGCUCUCCGUUUGCUUGUCAACCGUUUAACAAGUUUGACGUUUUUAUUCGCGAUCAUUAUCACAGGCUUAAAACGUCGCCACUUAAGCUCAAACGCAUUGAGACCAACACAAAUGGGCUUUGUUUGCCUUUUCUUAGGCUCCUGAAAUUACUCUCUCAUUUUAAAAAAUCAGCAAACAGCUCGCACUCAUUAAAUCAAUCAGUCUUGAUCAAGUAUGGAUGAGAAAGCACGCGGCAACCCGUUCUCCAUCUCCAACAUUCUAAGUUCUACUCACAGCCAGAGAGAUAAUGAACGCCGUGAGUCGACCGCGGGGAGUGAGAGUGAGCGCGAUAAGCGCAAAUCUCUAUCGGGGGACGUGGAAGGAGAGACUUUGCACCUAAAGGAGCUUACACCAGAGGACAAAGAUGAGGACAUUUGCGUUUGGGAGACCGAGUCCUCCGACUUAAGCCCCACCAAGACGUCCCCGGACUACGACAGGUCUUUAGAAAAAGACGCACACCUUCACGACGACAAAAGAGACGACAGCAAAAAGCGCAGAAAGAAGAAGACUCGGACAGUGUUCUCGCGCAGUCAAGUUUACCAACUAGAGUCAACAUUCGACAUGAAGCGCUACUUGUCUUCUUCAGAGCGCGCAGGGCUGGCAUCACAGCUACACCUCACGGAAACCCAAGUGAAAAUCUGGUUCCAGAACCGACGCAACAAAUGGAAGCGUCAAAUCGCCGCGGAAAUGGAGGCGGCGACUCUUGCUCAAGCCAGUCAACAGAGGAUGGUGCGAGUACCGAUACUGUACCAUGAACAGAGUAGAGAACAUUCGCACUCUUCGUACCCAUUUUACCAUCAUCCGUACGCUAGCAUGCAGUACCCUCCGAGCUUCUCGCAUUUAUUUGCACACCCUCUACGGCCGUCCAUGAGCUCUUUGGUGUAGGUCAAAUAGCAGGUAAACUUGUAAAUAUAAAGCCACCGUCAGUUGUGAAUAGAGGGCUGGUUCUUCAGAAAUGGUCGCGAAGAGAGAACGCUACAGGGCUGAUAAAUAACCCCUGGCCGACACCGACAUUAUGUUUGCAAUGCAUCGAGCAAGAAAACAAAUAUCGCUGCGUUAUAUCAAAAUACGAAGAACCGCCACAAUGGGUCGAAAGAAAUAUGAAGAAUCUAUCAAUCGCAUGAGUUUUUGUUGGACUGUACAAACAUUGUUAGAUUUCAAAUCGGUUUAUUUAUUGAAUUACGCGCUGAACUCAGUGUUACUUUAGAGGGUUCGGCGGAGACUGAGAAUUUCGAGUACGGCAUGACUGCCACUGCAUAUGACUGUCUCUUCACAGCUAUGUUUACAAAUGUUAUUUACACCCUAUUUAUUCAAUACCAAAAAUUAUUAAAACUAAGAGCGAAGACGACCGUUAUAUUUGCCUGCAAAUAAUGCCCUUGAAAAAGCCGAUUUUUCGCACUCUAUAGAUUUAUCGACAGAAUUAAUAGAUAGGCUUUGUUGGCACCGUUUGAUUACAAAAACUGUUAAUCGGUUUUCGAGUUCAAUUGGGAUCUCAUCGACAGGGUUGAAUUACACGUUUUGAUGAGAGUAACUCUUUCCCAAGUGGCGUCUUUGCUUUCUUCUACAAAAUAAACAAUGCAACGUCCGUUGACGAUAAAGUCGAAAUGAUAUAGAAAUAACUGCAGCCGAAAAAAGAAGGUAUGACACAAAAAGAGGGGAAAUGUAAAAAGGAUGGAAAUUUUAGUAAUAGAAUUUUGAAAUAAAAUAUGUUCACGUGUAA
This is a messenger RNA of Nematostella vectensis (starlet sea anemone), 3524 nucleotides long. Its product is annotated as homeobox protein HMX3-A. NCBI's taxonomy places the organism in Eukaryota, Metazoa, Cnidaria, Anthozoa, Actiniaria, Edwardsiidae. Gene Ontology annotation, biological process: regulation of transcription by RNA polymerase II. Bases 1979 to 2689 code for a protein of 236 amino acids. Gene Ontology annotation, molecular function: RNA polymerase II transcription regulatory region sequence-specific DNA binding; DNA-binding transcription factor activity, RNA polymerase II-specific. The record is from RefSeq and is a predicted model, not a curated record. Gene Ontology annotation, cellular component: nucleus. The transcript has 2 exons.